GGUAAAGAUAUAAAUGAACAUGUGUUGUUGUUUUGUUGUUCUUUAAAAUAAAAAAAUAUAUUAAAGUGAAAAAUGUUGACAGUAUUUCGUACAUUUAUAAUUAAGUCAAAAUCACUUUUGUCAAAUGGUCGAACAACAUGUGAAUGUUAUGUAUUAUCAAAUUCUUUAGUCAGAAAUGCUAAUGGGAAUUUGAGAUCAUUGUCGACAACUUCUAUUAAUUUAAAAAAAAGGAAAACUUCUGAAGAACGGAAAGCUGAAGCUGAAAAAGGUUUUGUGAAAAAAGAAUUAAACAAAAUUAAACUUCAAGGUGUAGUAGACGUUUGGAGAAAUAUUACUGUACAAGAAUUGGCCGAGAGGAUGAAACGUAGUUUGGAGCAUGUUCAAGAAACUAUGUUGUAUGUAAAAGGGGCUGAUAAUAUAGAGCCUACUAGUAAAUUGGAAGAUAUGAAAAUCAUCAGAGAAAUUGUAACGAAAUGUGGCAUGAAGUGUCGUUUUGUAGCCGCACCAGAAAAAUCGAUUGAACCAGAGAGUGCACUCAAAGAUAAAGAUGUCUUUCCAAGACCACCAGCCUUGCCAGAAAAUUUAAAACCACGUUCACCUGUUGUCACAGUUAUGGGUCACGUUGAUCAUGGUAAAACAACUUUAUUAGAUUCAUUACGUGGAGCUUCAGUUGCAGCUGGAGAAGCCGGUGGGAUAACGCAACAUAUUGGUGCUUUUACAGUAAAAUUGGAAAAUGGUGAAAGUGUAACUUUCCUAGAUACACCUGGUCAUGCCGCAUUUAGUGCGAUGAGAUCUAGGGGUGCACAUGUUACUGAUAUUAUAGUUUUAGUAGUUGCCGCUGAUGAUGGUGUAAUGGCUCAAACAAAAGAGGUUAUUCAUUUAGCGCAAGAGUGUAAAGUUCCAAUUAUCGUUGCCAUUAAUAAAAUUGAUAAACCGGAAGCUGAUAUCGAACGAACAAAACGGGAUCUUAUACAAAUGGGAUUAGCUUUAGAAGGUCAUGGUGGAGAUACGCAAUGUGUUCCAAUUUCAGCAUCGAAAGGUACAAAUUUAAAAGAGUUAGCUGAAGCAGUAAGCACUCAAGCCACGCUUAUGAAUUUAAGAGCUGAAAAUAUAGGUUUAGUUGAAGGAGUUGUUGUUGAAUCCAAAACUGACACAAGGCGCGGGAAAUUAUCUUCCGCUAUCGUUACUCGUGGUACAUUAAGGAAAGGAUGUAUACUAGUUAGCGGCUUAGCGCACGCAAAAGUAAGGAUUUUAUUUGAUCAUAAUGGUACACCUAUUGAUGAGGCUCCACCAGGAACCCCUGUGGAAAUUUUAGGAUGGCGUGAAUUACCUUUAGCUGGAGAUAUAAUUUUAGAAGUUGAAUCAGAGAAAAAAGCGCAUUCAGUGCUUAGGUUUAGAAACAAUGAGCUAUCAAAAAGCAAAGCAGAAGCUGAUUUAAGUGAAAUUCAAAAAAAAGAAGAAGAACAUUUAAAAAAAUAUUUAGCCGAGAGAGAAGAACGUCGAUCAUUAGGCGUUAGAUAUUUAAGAAAAAAAGGUGAUAGACCGAAAACUUAUUUACCAGAUGAUGGGAAGCCGCGCGUAAAUAUAAUUCUAAAAGGUGAUGUUCACGGUUCUGUUGAAGCUUUAUUAGAUGUAAUUGAAACAUAUCACAGUAACGAUAAAUGCCGCUUAGAUGUCGUACAUUAUGGUGUUGGGGAUGUCAAUGAAACUGAUAUAGAAUUUGCAUCAACAUUCAAGGCAAUUAUAUACGCUUUCUCUGUUAAACGUCCUUCGAAUGUGCCUAAAGACGUUGUAAUUAAAGAAUACAAUAUAAUUUACCGGUUGAUUGACGAUUUGAAAGAAGAAAUUAGCAAAAAAUUGCAACCUGUUGAAGUAGAAGAUCUUGUAGGUGAAGCAAAUGUUCUACAAACAUUUAUGAUAACAGAAGGUAAAAAAGAAAUACCAGUAGCCGGUAGUCGCUGUGUUAAAGGCGUUCUUAAGAAAAAUGCUAAAUAUAGGUUAAUUAGGAAUGGUGAAUUAAUUUAUGAUGGUGAACUAUCCUCAAUGAGACAUCUAAAAAAUGAAGUUGAUUCAAUUAAAAAAGAUGUUGAAUGUGGUCUUAGAUUAAAGGAUGAAAGUAUAAUUCCUCAAAAUGGUGAUACACUUAUAUGUUAUUCGACACAUAUGGAAUCACAAAAAACCGAUUGGGAUCCAGGAUUUUAAUGUUUUAAUAAAUUCUUAGUUUUUAAUUGUUAGUAUUGAAAUUUAAUUAAAAACUUAACAUUAAUAGGUUAAGUAUUACAUAAAAGUUCGUUUUGAUAUUUUGCUAAA
This is a messenger RNA of Condylostylus longicornis, 2310 nucleotides long. RefSeq names its product translation initiation factor IF-2, mitochondrial (gene mIF2). Gene Ontology annotation, molecular function: GTPase activity; GTP binding. The transcript is spliced from 9 exons. NCBI's taxonomy places the organism in Eukaryota, Metazoa, Arthropoda, Insecta, Diptera, Dolichopodidae. The coding region runs from base 73 to 2202 and encodes 709 amino acids. The record is from RefSeq and is a predicted model, not a curated record.